AUGGCACCGUCGAAUGGACCGUCUAUGCUGAACUUUCUUAACCCAUUCGCAAAGCACGACGCCUCGGAAUUUCCCAAUGUGUUGAUCCCGCUCGAUCAAGCCGUGAGGCAUCAUUCAGUGACAACGCUCAACAACGAGCGAAAGUCAAGCGUGGACACCAGCGCGGACAAGGAGAAGGCAGAGCACUCUCCUCCACCUGUUUACCCUGAGGCUACGGCUCCUGAUGGCCAACCCCGACUCACGCUUGAGAGUCUUCGAGCUGAGAUCGAAGAUGACCUCGCCGCUGCCGGCCACGACUCCGCGUAUGAUAAGAAGUCCAAGGUCAUCAACAAGGCCAUUCAGGACAUUGGAAUGGGCCGGUAUCAGUGGCAGUUAUUCAUCCUCGCAGGCUUCGGCUGGACUGCCGACAAUUUGUGGCUCCAAGGUGUGGCGUUGACCCUGCCCUCACUUUCUACCGAAUUUGGCGUCGACUCGAACACCGUCCGCUACACUACUCUGAGCUUGUUUUUGGGUCUCUGCAUAGGAGCCUCAUUCUGGGGAAUCGCGUCCGACGUCAUCGGUCGUCGACUAGCAUUCAACACUACGCUCUUCCUUGCCGGUGUCUUUGGCCUCGCAGCAGCUGGUGGUCCUACCUGGAUUGGCGUAUGUGCGCUAUAUGCAUGCCUGGGACUCGGUGUUGGUGGCAACCUUCCUGUGGAUGGCGCGCUCUUCCUGGAAUUCCUGCCAUUUGCCAGCGGCAAUCUCCUAACUCUGCUGUCGGUUUGGUGGCCUAUUGGACAGCUGAUCUCCUCCUUGAUCGCUUGGGGCUUCAUUCCAAACUACUCGACAUACUGGGGUUGGAGAUACUUUGUCCUGACCAUAGGGGCCUUGACAUUCUGCAUGUUCAUCUGCCGCUUCUUCCUCUUCCACCUUUUCGAGUCCCCAAAGUUUCUGCUUUCCCGCGGACGACAGAGCGAGGCUGUGGCAGUUGUUCACGGUAUUGCGUACUUCAAUGGCGCGAAGACUUGGUUGACUGAGGACAUUCUGAAUGCGAUCGGAGGCCAUCCAGAUGAGGUGCCGGAUCAGCAGCUCAGUGUCAAGCAGAUUAUUGGUCGAUCUCUGGGCAAGUUCAGCGGAGAGCGCAUUGGUCCUCUCUUCAACGGCUGGAAACUUGGUGUUAAUACCGUCUGUUUGUGGUUCAUUUGGACGACCAUCGGCAUGGGCUACCCACUGUUCAACGCCUUUCUCCCACAAUACCUGUCCACAGCUGGUGGCCAAGACGUAUCCGAAAGCACAACCUACCGCAACUACGUGAUCACAUCCGUGGUUGGUGUCCCCGGCAGCAUCCUCGCGUGCUACACUGUCAACAUCAAAUACGUCGGACGCAAGGGCACCAUGGCGAUUGCUACUCUUCUGAGCGGCAUCUUUUUGAUUCUCUUCACACAGGGAACGACGAGCAACUACCAACUCGCCAUGAGCAGUCUCGAAGCCCUGUUUCAAAACAUUAUGUACGGUGUGCUUUAUGCAUACACACCCGAAGUUUUCCCGGCUCCAAACCGCGGCACAGGAACAGGAAUCUCGAGCUUCUUGAACAGAUUGGCGGGACUUUGCGCCCCAAUUGUGGCUGUCAAUGCAGGAGCUGUCGAUCCCAAGGCACCGAUCUAUGCUUCUGCAGGCUUGUUUUUUGCGGCUUUCAUUGCGAUGGUUCUGUUGCCGAUUGAGACGAGGGGGAGGCAGAGUUUGUAA
This is a messenger RNA of Zasmidium cellare ATCC 36951, 1725 nucleotides long. RefSeq lists its product as uncharacterized. The record is from RefSeq and is a predicted model, not a curated record. The transcript is spliced from 6 exons. Gene Ontology annotation, molecular function: transmembrane transporter activity. The coding region runs from base 1 to 1725 and encodes 574 amino acids. NCBI's taxonomy places the organism in Eukaryota, Fungi, Ascomycota, Dothideomycetes, Mycosphaerellales, Mycosphaerellaceae. Gene Ontology annotation, biological process: transmembrane transport.